Molecule: messenger RNA, 660 nt
Organism: Dipodomys ordii (Ord's kangaroo rat)
Lineage: Eukaryota; Metazoa; Chordata; Mammalia; Rodentia; Heteromyidae
Gene: Ckb
Product: creatine kinase, brain
Exons: 5
Coding region: 1-660 (219 amino acids)
Biological process (GO): phosphocreatine biosynthetic process
Molecular function (GO): creatine kinase activity
Source: RefSeq, a predicted model, not a curated record
AUGACGUCACGCCGCGCCUCCGCGCGUUGCCGGGGAGAUCCAAAGACCCGGCAAAAUAAGAGUCCCCGCUCCGCCCGCCGCCGCCGCCACGCGACCCACGGAGUUCGUGGCUCCGGCCGCGGGCGGCCGGGCUACGGCACAGCCGGACCCUUUGCCGGGGACGCUGAGUCUUUGCAAAGCCUGGAGGGCGACCUGGCCGGCCGCUACUACUCGCUCAAGAGCAUGACCGAGGCGGAGCAGCAGCAGCUCAUCGACGACCACUUCCUCUUCGACAAGCCGGUGUCGCCCUUGCUGCUGGCCUCGGGCAUGGCCCGCGACUGGCCCGAUGCCCGCGGCAUCUGGCACAAUGACAACAAGACCUUCCUGGUGUGGAUCAACGAGGAGGACCACCUGCGCGUCAUCUCCAUGCAGAAGGGGGGCAACAUGAGGGAGGUGUUCACGCGCUUCUGCACGGGCCUCACCCAGAUCGAGAGCCUGUUCAAGGCCAGGAACUACGAGUUCAUGUGGAACCCGCACCUGGGCUACAUCCUCACCUGCCCCUCCAACCUGGGCACCGGGCUGCGCGCGGGCGUGCACGUCAAGCUGCCGCACCUGGGCAAGCACGAGAAGUUCCCCGAGGUGCUCAAGCGGCUCCGGUGGGGUGGCCAACUGGGGCUGUAA